AUGCGUGUGCAUCUCUUAUGCUUGUUUCUGGUGUUUGUAGCCGGUUUUUUCCGAACGGAUUCGUUACCACGGGAAUUUUCAAGAUCGGCCAUCUAUUUAUACGGGGAUAAUGGGAAUCGAAUCAAUGAUGAGCCUAUAUGUGCCGAUCCGACCCACGGGGAUCACAUAGAUCAAAUCCCAUCCCCGACGGAGGCACCCGUUCCACUGUUCACUUUGGCUCGUCUCAUUAAUGACAGUACCUCUCCGGUGCAACUGAUCAUGCCGAAUGCGAUUGUGCUGCACGCCCAAGAUCUGUAUAAUUUCACCGCAAUGCCACCACCGAAUACGGUCUAUCUUUUCUUGAACGUCGACGAAUUCGGAUCGCCUGAAAAACUGCCAAUCAAACAAACACAUGUCCUAUUCGUCUCACCGGACCAUUUCAAUCAGCUCUGGACGGUAAGUGGAUAUGAAUUGGUCAAGGCUGUCUCAGGAUGGCAUACUCACCAUUGUAUUGUAAACGGAACUUUGCUAAUUACCGUCACGAGUUAG
Messenger RNA from Echinostoma caproni, 528 nucleotides. Lineage: Eukaryota; Metazoa; Platyhelminthes; Trematoda; Plagiorchiida; Echinostomatidae. The record is from the annotation of a GenBank genome assembly.